AUGACCAUCGAAGCGAAGGCGAAGAAAGUUGUCACGAUAUUUGGAGGGACUGGGAACCAGGGCAGUAGUGUGGCACGUUCCUUGCUAGCACACAAGGAUAAUAUCUUUCACGUCCGUGUUAUCACCAGAGACCCUCAAUCCGACAAAGCGCAAGCCAUUGCAUCACUCGGGGCAGAGCUCGUCCGGGCAGAUGGAAUGAAUCCAGUCGAAAUGGCCAAUGCCUUCGCUGGCAGUUGGGGGGCCUUGAAGUCAUUAGAUGGUCCCAGUGACUAUGACCUCGGCGCGACGGUAAUCGAUGCUGCAGAGAAAUCAGGCGUCCAACAUGUGGUCUAUAGCUCUGGACCAUCCAUCACCAAUGCUACAAAGGGCAGAAUGCAUAUCGAAGGAUUUGAGACCAAGUACCAUGUUGAGCAAUAUGGGCGCAAGAAAGCAUUUGCUAGCUUCACUCCCAUAUUAUGCGCCUCCUUCAUGGAAUGCUUCUUCUAUGAUCCCUUUGUGGAUGCCUUUGGUGGUUUCCCUUGGAAUCCUGACCCGGAGACAAAUGAAUUGGUCUUCAGAACCCCGCCAUAUGGGGGAAAGGGUGAUAUGCCCUGGGUUAGUUGUGAGGUCGAUCUCGGGGACAUUGUUCAUGGCAUCUUUUUGAAUCCGUCCAAAUACAAUCAGAUUCUGGUUCAAGCAACAAGCCAACAAAUUGCAAUGAGUGACAUAGCAGCGUCAUACACACAAGCCACUGGAAUUCCUGCUCGAUACGAGGAGAUGCCAUCCUGGUCUAGCAUUAAGCUCAACGGUACACGGUGCCGAAUCGAGACUCGCCAAAUGUUCUGGUACAUGAACUCUUGCGGUGGCCGGUGGUUUGCAGAGCACGAGAGCGACAUGUCGACCGCGGCGGUCUUGAAAGAAUCUGCAAUGGCAGCUCGAGGCCAAGUUGGAGGUCCUACUACAUUUCAGAGCUGGUUUAAAAAGGCGCAUCUCCUCAAAUCCCAAAGUGUGUGA
Penicillium griseofulvum is the source of this 993-nucleotide messenger RNA. RefSeq lists its product as uncharacterized. NCBI's taxonomy places the organism in Eukaryota, Fungi, Ascomycota, Eurotiomycetes, Eurotiales, Aspergillaceae. The record is from RefSeq and is a predicted model, not a curated record. The transcript is spliced from 5 exons. The coding region runs from base 1 to 993 and encodes 330 amino acids.